Menidia menidia (Atlantic silverside) is the source of this 1236-nucleotide messenger RNA. The record is from the annotation of a GenBank genome assembly. Lineage: Eukaryota; Metazoa; Chordata; Actinopteri; Atheriniformes; Atherinopsidae.
CAGCUCCACACCCCCACCAACCUCCUGCUGCUCUCUCUGGCUGUCUCAGAUUUCCUCGUGGGACUCAACAUAUCUUUUUCACUGGUCUUCUCAACCGGCUGCUGGUAUCUGGGUGACCACAUCUGUGUGCUGUACAGUGUGUUAGACUGCACACUGAUCACUGUCCCAGUGGGAACCAUGGUGCUCAUUUCCAUCGAUCGCUAUGUGGCCAUCUGUAACCCUCUGCAUUAUCAUUAUAAAAUCACUGUGAGGAGAGUUUUAGCUGUUAAUGUACUCUGUUGGGUCUUCUCUGUGCUGUAUAUCAGUGUGGUGUUUAGAGACGUAUUAAGUCAGCCCGGCAGGUUUAAAACCUGCCAGGGCGAGUGUGUAAUAGCUUUUGAUAAUAAUGAGGCAAUCAUAGACUUUUUCCUGAUCUUUGUGGGCCCUGUAUCUGUGGUGAUAGUUCUGUAUCUCAGGGUGUUUGUGGUGGCGGUGUCCCAGGCUCGGGCCAUGAGGGGUCAGAUUAGGGUCGUAACUUUGAAGCCCUCAGAGGCCGUGCACGCCAGGAAAUCUGAGCUGAAAGCUGCCGGGAUCCUAGGAGUGGUUGUUGUCGCUUUUCUGUCGUGUUACUUCCCAUAUUACUGCUCCUCCUUUGUAGGGGAUGGUUUUGAGUUCAGUUCAACAGCAGGGCUUUUGCAGACCUGGCUACCGUACUUUAACUCCUGUCUGAACCCACUCAUCUAUGCCUUUUGCUAUCCCUGGUUCAGGAAGUCUGUUAAGCUCCUACUGACACUAAAGAUUCUUCGCCGUGGCUCCUCUAGGCUGAACGUACUGGAGCAAAGGGAAGGGUCGGUUGCAUGGAAACAGCAAACCGAAAACAAGGAGGGAAAGGAUAAAGGAGCUGGACCAUGGAGGGAUGUGGCAGCAGAGCUGCCUGAGCUCUGCUGCCUCUCUUUUCUGCCUCUUCCUCCAACAAUGGAGGAGCGGGAGCUCUGCUUUCCACACAUCAACUCCUCCUGCAGAAAGCCGAUGCGCUCAAAGGCUGAUGAACUACUGACUUACAGCGUCCUGCCCCUCAUCUCUCUGCUCACCACCACCCUCAACCUGCUGGUCAUCAUCUCCAUCUCCCACUUCAAGUACCUGCUCUCUUAUUCACCUCAUGCCUUUGAUGCAGUAAAUAAAUUUUCUGCAUUGAUAGAAACACUUCUAAACAAGAUGAUUGAUAUGUUAUACUACUAUAACUGGGAGUUGUUAUGC